This is a messenger RNA of Diprion similis, 753 nucleotides long. RefSeq lists its product as uncharacterized. The coding region runs from base 1 to 753 and encodes 250 amino acids. The record is from RefSeq and is a predicted model, not a curated record. NCBI's taxonomy places the organism in Eukaryota, Metazoa, Arthropoda, Insecta, Hymenoptera, Diprionidae. The transcript has 2 exons.
AUGGAGAACGCAGGAUGGCUUGACGUGGAAGAGAAGAAAAAAUUAACCGAUGCCGAGGGUAAUUUUGACGUAUUGAUACCGCUCAGCACGAUACUGGGUUUCGCUGAAGACUACCGCAAGAUCGUUGUCAAUGCCAAACACGAGUUGAUUUUAACGAGAUCCAAAAGUGAAAAAAAAGUUGACCUGCUGAAUUUCAUUGAGAAGGACCCGCCUAUUUCGAUGAGCUUCCGCAGUUGGGAAUUGUACGAAUAUCCUUUACUUCCCAUUACAUCGAAACACGUUUGGACUGUGAAAACUUCCACUCAGCUUGAAAAUCCUCGAUAUGUAAUUUUGGCUUUCCAAACAAGUCGAAAGAACAAGAUCGGCAAGAACGUAAGUCAUUUCGAUCACUGCAAUGUCACGGACGUCAAGCUGUUUUUAAACUCACAAUAUUAUCCGUACGGUAACCUGAACCUAAACAUGAGUCGUAAUCUGUACGCACUCUUGUACGAGAUGUACGCAAACUUCCAAGCCACCUACUACAAGAACCCCGAGGCGUUGCUGACAAGAAGUGAAUUUCUUCAGAAGGCUCCCUUAUUCGUUAUUGACUGUUCAAAACAAAACGAAUCCUUGAAGUACGGACCCGUUGACAUCCGCCUUGAAUUUGAAGCUAAUGCCAACUUUCUCGCUGAAACAUCGGCGUACUGCUUGAUUGUUCACGAUCGAAUCGUUGAAUACAACCCACUCAGUGGUGGGGUAAAAAAGUUGGUAUAA